Bactrocera latifrons is the source of this 748-nucleotide messenger RNA. It is a transcript of the gene ATPsyndelta, whose product is annotated as ATP synthase subunit delta, mitochondrial. Gene Ontology annotation, biological process: proton motive force-driven ATP synthesis. The coding region runs from base 146 to 619 and encodes 157 amino acids. Lineage: Eukaryota; Metazoa; Arthropoda; Insecta; Diptera; Tephritidae. The transcript has 4 exons. The record is from RefSeq and is a predicted model, not a curated record. Gene Ontology annotation, molecular function: proton-transporting ATP synthase activity, rotational mechanism.
UCGAAUAUUAUAUGAAAUAGUGCCGAUUUCAAAGGUUUCUGUGUGUGGUUCUGAAAAACACAGUUUUGUAUAUUUUUAACAAAUUGUUUGGUCGUUGCACUUUUUUGCUUUUAAAACAUGUGAGAUUAUUUAUGUAACAAAUAAAAUGUCAUUUGUUCGGAAUACUCGUUAUUUAAUGGGGCGCAGCAUUCAUAAUAUACAAAAGCGCAGAUUUGCGGAUGAGAUGAAACUUACUUUCGCUGCUGCUAAUCAAACAUUUUAUGAUCAAUCGGAAGUUCGUCAGAUUGAUGUUCCUUCAUUCAGCGGAAGUUUUGGUAUUCUUGCAAAACACGUACCCACUUUAGCCGUUUUGAAGCCUGGUGUGGUGCAGGUCAUUGAAAACGAUGGAAAAACCUCAAAAUAUUUUGUAUCAAGUGGUUCAAUAACAGUAAAUGAAGACUCAUCUGUUCAAGUUUUGGCUGAGGAAGCGCAUAAGGUCGAGGAUAUUGACGUUUCUGAAGCGAAACAGCUUUUGUCACAAUAUCAAUCACAAUUAAAUUCUGCUUCCAGUGAAGAAGCCAAAGCGGAAGCAGCCAUAGCUAUUGAAUGUGCAGAGGCUCUUGUCCGCGCUGCAGAAUAAAAUCAAUUAUUUUCUCUACAUCGUCAAGGUCACAGAAAAUGGUAUACAAAAUGAAUAUCUGUUUGAAUGUUCAAACUGAAACUCAUAUUUAAAGUUUGAAUAAACUAUAAAAAUGCCGACAUUUGAUGA